Messenger RNA from Odontomachus brunneus, 4603 nucleotides. Its product is annotated as glutamyl aminopeptidase. Gene Ontology annotation, cellular component: cytoplasm. Gene Ontology annotation, biological process: proteolysis; peptide catabolic process. The transcript is spliced from 17 exons. NCBI's taxonomy places the organism in Eukaryota, Metazoa, Arthropoda, Insecta, Hymenoptera, Formicidae. The record is from RefSeq and is a predicted model, not a curated record. Bases 772 to 3684 code for a protein of 970 amino acids. Gene Ontology annotation, molecular function: zinc ion binding; metalloaminopeptidase activity; peptide binding.
AGAAAGAAACAGACAGAAACAGAGAAAGAUCGACAUCAGGAUCGAAGCGACACUUCUUGUCGGACGAUCUGGAUCGCACCUCGGGAUCUCCGCGCACCUCGAAUUCGUUAUUUCCAAUGCAGCCUGCGUUUCCUGCUUUGCCUUGCGUCUGAUUUUAUCGUGUGCUUCGAUUUGUUGCGCCCGAAGAAGAAGAAGAAGAAGCUCGUGAUAAGCAAACGCUAUAAGAUAAACACGAAACACGAGAAGAAAAGCGAUCGCGUCAACUCGAGUCAAGAAAUAACGCGAGGAAAAAUCUUUGUUGUCUACAUACUUCCUCCCUUAUCUCUUGCCGCAGACGGAAAAAACUCGGCAACGUUCAUCAGAUUGGGGAAAGCCCGUAAUCGGAAAAAUCGCGAUGGAUCGCGUGUUAUCGCGCGCGGGAUUAAAGACACCCGUCAUCAAGGCAUCGUCAAUCGACAAGAUCGUCUUUCCACCUUCCCGGUCGGUUGUGUGCGACAAUUGUAACAAUUAAUUACGGAUGACGCUCGUCUUUAUCAUCAAAUCGUCUUUAUCAUCAAUUUGUCGUUCAAACGCAUGUACACACGCACAGACGCCGAAACACAGGCAGGUUGUGCAGUCGCAGAAUUGCAUUAGUUCCGCACGGGGAUUGGCCGUCGCAAAGCGCCCACGUUAUUCAUUGUGCGGUAGAUGAAGUAACAAUUCGAAGGCGAGAGUGGAUAAUCGUGUUUGAGAAAGCAUUCGAUUGCAGACACGCGGCGCGCUUUUCUCUUCAUGGGCGGCGGCAAAUUCGAGACUUGGCCGAGUGGCGGCGCGCGUCGUCCCGACGCGUCGACCUCGCUGCGGCAGAGCAGCGCCAUUUCCGCGUUUCUCUGCUUCACGUGCGGUGCUUGUUUCGUCUUGAGCUUGAUCUGCACGUGUCUGGCGACGUUGGUCGUGCUGCUGGACCAGACCGUCGAGGCGGCGAGCUAUCGACACGAUUCAAAUAGACCAGAGCCAUUCACAGUGAUGGGCAAGGACAUAGAGUCUGAUGUAAGCUUCCGGCUGCCAAAGGAAGUCAAGCCUGUACAUUAUGAUCUUUUCCUGCACCCAAAUCUUCAACAAGGCACAUUUUCCGGCAACGUGACCAUUCUCCUUGAUGUUCUUGAUAGGAGAAGGACCAUAGCUCUUCACCAAAAAGGCCUCAACAUCCAGUCUGCGAAUCUGACUACAUAUGAUCGAGAAGAGAACUUUGAGAUCGAACUCUCCUCUAUCAGUAAACCCACAAAGUAUGAGAUCUUUGUGAUAUCUGCCAAGGAUGAGUUCAGUUCAGGAUUGUACAACUUGAACCUGAAGUUUGAUGGCAGUCUUCAGGACAAAAUAGUUGGCUUCUAUUCCAGCAAGUACAGGGAUCCUCAAAAUAAAACUAGGCUCAUUGCUACUUCCAAAUUUGAACCAACUUAUGCUAGACAAGCUUUCCCGUGUUUCGACGAGCCGAGUUUUAAGGCAGAAUUCACGAUAAAGUUAGUUCAUCCCACAGGUGAUUGCUAUGGUGCCUUAUCCAACAUGAACAUAGAGAGUACAUUGGUGAACCAACCAGCGUCUGGUCUGACGACAGUGAACUUUGCAAAGACCGUGCCCAUGUCGACGUACUUGGCAUGUUUCAUCGUCAGCGAUUUUGUGGCUGUAACCAAGAUGGCGAAGGGCUUAAACGGUCGAGAAUUUCCGAUCAGUGUUUAUACUACAAAAGCACAAAAGGAAAAGGGAUCUUUCGCCAUGGAUAUCGGUGUGAAAGCUAUCGAAUAUUACAUAGACCUAUUCCAGAUAGAUUAUCCAUUACCGAAACUCGAUAUGGCUGCUAUUCCGGAUUUCGUAUCUGGCGCCAUGGAAAAUUGGGGUUUAGUGACUUACAGAGAAGCAAGACUUCUUUACGAUAACGUUACGAGCUCCACCGCGACAAAGCGCGAUAUCGUGAACGUAAUCUGUCACGAAUUCGCUCAUAUGUGGUUCGGAAACCUCGUCACAUUAGCCUGGUGGAACGAUUUGUGGUUAAACGAGGGUUUUGCAACAUUCAUGUCGUUCAAAAGUGCCGAUACCUUUCUACCAGACUGGGGAUUUAUGGAACAGUUUCUCAUUAAUGAGAUACAUACCGUAUUCGUAACCGAUGCGAAAUUGAGUUCGCAUCCUAUAGUUCAGACGGUCAAAAAUCCAGAUGAGAUAACAGCCAUCUUCGACGAAAUAACAUAUCAAAAGGGGUCAUCUGUGAUUCGCAUGAUGGAGAAUUUCAUCGGGCCUGAUAUUUUCUACGGUGCAAUCACCGCCUAUCUGAAUAAGUAUGCCUAUCAGAAUGCAGAAACCGCGGAUCUCUUCAAUAUUCUGCAAGACGCAGUCGGAAAUAAGAUAAACGUAACUGAUAUUAUGAACACCUGGACGCGGCAGAAAGGCUUUCCUGUUAUCAACGUGCGAAAAUCCGGGAACUCGUAUGUGCUAACUCAGAAACGGUUCCUGGCUGAUCCAGAUGCCAAGUCCGAUCCCUCGGAAUCGGAUUAUGGAUACAAAUGGACAGUACCCAUAACUUACAUCACAAACAAGAAGUCGCAACCUAUUCUCGUGUGGUUUGAUAAAGAUGCAAAUGAACUGCUAAUCGAGCUCGAUGAGCCCACCGAGUGGAUUAAAUUCAACGUGGAUCAGGUUGGUUACUAUCGAGUUAAUUAUCACCUGGAGGAUUGGAAAACUCUCUGUAAUCUACUUCGGGACGCUCAUAAGAGAUUAUCGGUAUCAGACCGUACGAAUCUCUUGGAAGAUGCCUUUAGCUUAGCGGACGCCAGCGAGCUCGAGUAUGGCAUCGCGAUGGAUAUAACUGCGUAUCUUCCAGAAGAGAGUCACUCCGUUCCAUGGGCGGUCGCGAACUCGAAACUGACAACAAUCGACACUUUAUUAUCCUCCACGAAUAUAUCAUCAAAGUUCAAGAAUUACGUGAGGGAUCUCGUGGAUAGCACGUACCACGAUGUAAGUUGGGACGUCAGUGAUGCCGAAGAUAACGUGAUGCUAAGAUUGCGACCGACGGUGCUUGAGCUCGCCUGUACUGUGGGUCACACGGAAUGCCUGGACGAAGUUGGCGAGAUCUUCAAGAAAUGGAUAAGUGACUCCAACGAUACGCGACCGCAUCCCGACAUUCGUCAACUUAUUUACUACUACGGUAUGUAUCAUGUUGGGGAUGAAGCGAAAUGGAACGUGAUGUUUCAGCGAUUUGUAGACGAGACCGAUUCCAGUGAAAAGUUGAAGCUGAUGAUUGGAUUAGCAGGCAUACGGUCCAGUUGGAUCUUGAGCAAAUUCAUCACUACGGCUACCGAUGAGAAUUACGUGCGCGCUCAAGAUUUCUUCCGUUGUUUAACUACAAUCUCGAAGAAUCCUGUCGGCACACCGUUGGUGUGGGACUGGGUGCGCGCGAACUGGCAAUUCCUGGUGGAUCGAUACACAUUGAACGAUCGAUAUCUCGGUCAACUCAUACCUGGUAUCACGAAAUCCUUCACCACGGAAACGAAACUGAACGAAAUGAACGCCUUCUUCGAAAAGUAUCCCGAGGCUGGCGCUGGCGCGGCUAGUCGUGCGAAAGCUCUCGAGACUGUUUCGAACAAUAUCAAAUGGCUCGCGCGGAACAAAGAUAAACUCGGCGAUUGGCUGAACGAGCACACACAUAGCAACUAAAUUCUUCAAUGGUAAACUAGCGUGUUAAACGUGUCAAACGAAAGCGCCAAAGAACUUCUCAUUGCACGAGACAGUACUUCGAGGAAAAGGAGGCUUGAAGUCAAACUGUAAAAUUUUUCUUAAAGGACGCAUAAAGGUAAAUUAAUCGAGAUUUUUUAUAAUAUAUAAUCUUUUACACAAAUAUUGUGGCGAAAUUACAAUGUAAGAUAUUGCUAUAUCAAAUUGUGUCUUCAUUCAUAUAAUUUUUUAAUAUAAAUAACGUUAAAUUCUUAUUAACGGACGUAUAAAGAUAAUUAAAAUUUUUUAUAAUAUAUAAUAUUUUAAAUAAGUAAUGAUAAAAUUUUAAUAUAGGAUAUUGCUACAAUAAAUUGUAGUUUUAUUCGUAUAAUUUUAUAAUAUAAAUAACGCCGCCGUGAGACAAAUCAUGAUGUUAGAUCAGGGAACUUGCAUUUUUUACGUUGACCAUAAUUCGUGAUUGAAAGUGUUAAUCUGUUACAUAAUCAUACAUAUGUAAUAUGAUAUAAGACAUAAUAUAAUGUAAUAUUAAACAAACGACAAUAUGUGCCUACGCUGGACACAAAGAUACCAGUCUGCAUUUUGUGCGAGUCGUUUUUUAUAUAUGUUUACAAACAGCCUUGUAUAGUCAGAGAUAUAUACACAAGUUUAUAUGCAAAUAUAAUUCUGUGAUCAAACGCAAGCUCGCUCUUGCGCCGCCAAUCGCUCGUUCGCUGUCCCCGAAAUCACUCGCGUUUUGGUCCCGAAGAGAUAGUUUCGCGCGCGAGAAGUGAAAAUUCGGUGAAGGUCGGGUCCGUUAUGGCGUGCGAUUGUUACGAUCGUUACGAUCUACUUCUCGUGAAAUUGCUUUAAUGCGCACUCAAUUGACCGAUUAUUGCCGUAAAUAAAGUAACUCAGACGCCAA